AGAUGGAGGCCAAGGGCUUGGCCUACCUCUGUGGGCGACUGGCAGCGGCCCUGCGAGCCCCCCGCGGCCUCGGGUUUGCUCUCAGUCAGUUUUACAAGAGUACAUCACAAGUCGCACCGGUUCACCAUUGUAGAUUUCUUCAUGUUUCUUCGUCAAGGAAAGGGCUGGAGGAAUUCUUUGAUGACCCCAAAAACUGGGGAGCGGAAACGGUCAAAUCGGGGGCUGCAUGGACCUGUGAACAAAUAAGAACCAAGAGUAAUGAAGAUUUACAUAAACUUUGGUACGUUCUUUUGAAAGAGAGAAACAUGCUUCUGACUUUAGAACAGGAGGCCAAGCGGCAGGUAUUACCAAUGCCAAGCCCGGAAAGAUUGGAAAAGGUGAUAGAGUCUAUGGAUGCAAUAGAUACAGUUGUUCAAGAAAGAGACCGGGCCCUGAGACUUUUGCAAACUGGGCAAGAAUAUCCACGACCGGGUGCCUGGAGGAGGAACAUAUUUGGACAGAUUAUUUGGCAUAAAUUCAAGCAGUGGGCAAUACCUUGGUACAUGAACCGAAGAUACAAUCGAAAACGGUUUUAUGCAAUGCCGUACACAGAGCCCUUACAAAGACUAAUGCUCGAAAAACACUUGGCCGCAGAAACUCGGAGAAAGAGCAGAGAAAAAAAGAGAGAGAAGGUCCUAGAGAGAAAAUUUCCGUCUUAUGCGGCAAAAAAAGCCAAGUUGAAGGCUGAGCUGGAAAACGCACCCGAGUUGAACAGCAGCAAGAGUUAAUACCCCCCUGCCCUACUUUUACGGAGUGGCUAACAUGCUGUUUUGAUAUUAAAGGAAAAAAGGA
Molecule: messenger RNA, 831 nt
Organism: Tachyglossus aculeatus (Australian echidna)
Lineage: Eukaryota; Metazoa; Chordata; Mammalia; Monotremata; Tachyglossidae
Product: 39S ribosomal protein L47, mitochondrial-like
Exons: 7
Coding region: 3-767 (254 amino acids)
Biological process (GO): mitochondrial translation
Cellular component (GO): mitochondrial large ribosomal subunit; mitochondrial ribosome
Molecular function (GO): structural constituent of ribosome
Source: RefSeq, a predicted model, not a curated record